AGCCCGGCCGGCCCUCCUGCGGGCGAAGCGGCACUCGGGCACCGCGCGCGCCCGGAGCAGCAGCGGCGAGCCGGGGCCAUGGGCUGCGACGUGCGCGUGUCGGGGCUGUUCCGCCGCAACCUGCAGCCCACGCUCACCUACUGGAGCGUCUUCUUCAGCUUCGGCCUGUGCAUCGCCUUCCUGGGGCCCACGCUGCUGGACCUGCGCUGCCAGACGCACAGCUCGCUGCCCCAGAUCUCCUGGGUCUUCUUCUCGCAGCAGCUCUGCCUCCUGCUGGGCAGCGCCCUCGGGGGCGUCUUCAAGAGGACCCUGGCCCAGUCGUUAUGGGCCCUCUUCACCUCUUCUCUGGCCAUCUCCCUCGUGUUCGCCGCCAUCCCCUUCUGCCGCGACGUGAAGGUGCUGGCCUCGGUCAUGGCGCUGGCGGGCCUGGCCAUGGGCUGCAUCGACACUGUGGCCAACAUGCAGCUGGUGAGGAUCUACCAGAAGGACUCGGCGGUCUUCCUCCAGGUUCUCCAUUUCUUUGUGGGCUUUGGUGCUCUGCUGAGCCCCCUCAUCGCUGACCCCUUUCUAUCUGAGGCCAACUGCUUGCCUGCCAAUGGCACAGCCAACGCCACCUCCGGCAGGCACCUGCUCCAUGCCGCCAGGAUCCUGGGCCACCACCACGCUGAGGCCCGGCCGUGGUCCAACCAGACGCUUCCUGGGCUGACUCCGCAGGACGGGGCAGGGACCCGCGUGUCCUACGCUUUCUGGAUCAUGGCUCUGAUCAAUCUCCCGGUGCCCAUGGCUGUGCUGUAUCUGCUGUUCAAAGAGCGGCUGCUGACCUGCUGCCCUCAGAGGAGGCCCCUGCUCCUGUCUGCAGAUGAGCUUACCCUGGAGACACAGCCUCCUGAGAAGGAAGAUACUUCCUCGCUGCCCCCAAAGUUUCACCCAGGGCAUGAGGACCUGUUCAGCUGCUGUCAGAGGAAGAACUACCAAGGAGUCCCUUCUUCCUUCUUCGCCAUCCACAUUACAGCCGCCCUGGUCCUGUUCAUGACCGACGGGUUGACGGGGGCAUACUCCGCCUUUGUGUACAGCUAUGCAGUGGAGAAACCGCUGUCCGUGGGACACAAGGUGGCCGGUUACCUCCCCAGUCUCUUCUGGGGCUUCAUCACCCUAGGUCGGCUCAUCUCCAUUCCCAUAUCCUCAAGAGUGAAGCCAGCCACCAUGGUUUUCAUCAAUGUGGUCGGCGUGGUGAUGACGUUCCUGGUGCUUCUUGUUUUCUCCUACAACGUCGUCUUCCUGUUCGUGGGGACAGCCAGCCUUGGCCUGUUCCUCAGCAGCACCUUUCCCAGCAUGCUGGCCUACACCGAGGACAUCCUGCAGUACAAAGGCUGCGCGACCACAGUGCUGGUGACAGGGGCAGGCAUUGGCGAGAUGGUCCUCCAGAUACUGGUUGGUUCGAUAUUCCAGGCUCAGGGCAGCUAUAGUUUCCUGGUCUGUGGCGUGAUCUUUGGUGGCUUGGCUUUUACCUUCUAUAUCUUGCUCCUGUUUUUCCACAGGAUGCACCCUGGACUCUCAUCAGUUCCUAUCCAGGACAAAGCACUUGGAAUGGAAAGCCUGGAGUGCUACCAGAGGUAAAACUAGGGGAAGAAGGCAGGUGAAGACUUCUGGCCUCUCGAGCACCCGUACAGGUCAAAGGGCUAAAGAAAGCUGGGGUGGCGGCGAAGGAACCUCUCAGCGCCUUGGUUCUGAUCUUCGCUAAUCCUUGUUUGGGUAGAAGAAAUUAAAUUUGAGUUCUGGUA
Molecule: messenger RNA, 1781 nt
Organism: Hippopotamus amphibius kiboko
Lineage: Eukaryota; Metazoa; Chordata; Mammalia; Artiodactyla; Hippopotamidae
Gene: SLC60A1
Product: major facilitator superfamily domain containing 4A
Exons: 10
Coding region: 79-1617 (512 amino acids)
Biological process (GO): transmembrane transport
Source: RefSeq, a predicted model, not a curated record